This is a messenger RNA of Hibiscus syriacus, 627 nucleotides long. Its product is annotated as cyclin-dependent protein kinase inhibitor SMR10-like. Gene Ontology annotation, biological process: regulation of DNA endoreduplication. Lineage: Eukaryota; Viridiplantae; Streptophyta; Magnoliopsida; Malvales; Malvaceae. The transcript has 2 exons. Bases 1 to 627 code for a protein of 208 amino acids. The record is from RefSeq and is a predicted model, not a curated record.
AUGGCCAGCGGUGGAAGGGACCCAUGUGGAAACAUGGAGGCAGGCAUAUUUGUGAAUGCAGAUAAAUAUAGAUGUUUGCAGUGCCUGUUCGUCUCUCAUGUUUUAUCCCUUGUCCUUCACAUCCUAGGUUUGUUUAAGACUUUGUGUCAAUUAACAUUAAGAUUUGUCUGCAAUUCCGAGAUGUUUAAAGAUCUAAGAAGUAGCACCGUGGAACUCAGUUUCUUGGUUAGGCCUCCUCUAGAAUUCCCAGAAGAUCAGUGUCAAACUGCACCCAAUUUUCAAGAUGUUGUUAUUGACGACGACGGGUCUCAUCAACGAAAAGAAGAGUUGGUGCUAAAAGAAGAUGGAGAAAGAAGCAAGCUCAAGUCGCCAUCUUCAGGAGAAUUCAACGUUGCUGAUGAUGAAAACGAUGAUGGGUUCAAGACUCCAACUUCUUUGGAUCAUAGAAUUCCAGCCAUUCUCAAGUGCCCACCUGCACCAAGAAAACCGAAAUCUCUCCCAAUUAAAUCGCCAAAACGAAAAGCCUUUCGCCGAAGAAUCCUACUCGAUUUGACGAAAGAGAUGGAGUCUUUAUUCCCUCCAGCUCUUCUUGCAGAUCUAGGGAACAAGAUUAAGAAAGUCAGAUAA